This is a messenger RNA of Recurvomyces mirabilis, 858 nucleotides long. RefSeq lists its product as uncharacterized. The record is from RefSeq and is a predicted model, not a curated record. The coding region runs from base 1 to 858 and encodes 285 amino acids. Lineage: Eukaryota; Fungi; Ascomycota; Dothideomycetes; Mycosphaerellales; Teratosphaeriaceae. The transcript has a single exon.
AUGGCCACAUCCUGCCACUAUCAAAGCAAGAAGGGCUACGAGAUCCAAUACAAGCUCAGUGGCUCACAAAAAGGGCGCUUGCUUGUCCUGUUGCAUGGGCUCGGCGGCUCGAACGACACAUUCGUUCCAUUGAUACCACAUCUCCCGCUUUCGAGCUACAAAAUCGUCGCAGUUGACUUCCUUGGUUUUGGUAAUUCGCAGCUCCAGGACUCGAGUAUCCCAUUAUCGGUCGCCGGAUAUGUCUCCGACUUGGACGAUCUCAUCACAUCUCUACAAAGUACUGGCAGCGACACAAGCCCAACCAACAAACCCGAAGCCGUCGUCAUCGUUGGACAUAGUCUCGGCUCCAUUGUCGCACUCCACUAUGCUGCCAGUCGACCCGACAAUGUCGCUGGCCUCGGCCUCAUUGGUGUGGGCCGAUCAGCCUCGCACAUCCCUGCAGUCAAAGAUCGCAUGUACGCACUAGCGGGUACAGUGCGCACACAGGGAAUAGAUGCCGCUGCUCGACUUGCCAUGCAAACCAACUUUCCACCAGGAUCAGACACUCCCGACGCUGACCGAGAAGAAGUACGUCGAGCCGUUGCAACUAGCGAUCCAGAAGGUUACGCACAGGUCUGCGAGGCGAUGGUCAACCCGAGACACAAAGAUCCAAAUUACUCGGAGAUAAUGUGUCCAGCUGUCUUUGUCAGUGGCGAAGGUGACACCAUCAGUCCUCCUGCUCGAGCCACGGAGCUCGCGCCAUUGCUCGGAGGCCGGUCAAAAAUCUUCGUCGUCAAGGGUGGUCACCAGCCAAUUAUCAGCGACGUAGAUGGGACCCGUAAUGCUCUCGGCGAGCUCUUCUGGGCCAUUGAUGCUUAA